Perognathus longimembris pacificus (Pacific pocket mouse) is the source of this 2411-nucleotide messenger RNA. It is a transcript of the gene Stxbp3, whose product is annotated as syntaxin binding protein 3. Gene Ontology annotation, biological process: vesicle-mediated transport; intracellular protein transport; neurotransmitter secretion. Gene Ontology annotation, cellular component: plasma membrane; secretory granule. Gene Ontology annotation, molecular function: syntaxin binding. The transcript is spliced from 19 exons. The record is from RefSeq and is a predicted model, not a curated record. Bases 55 to 1836 code for a protein of 593 amino acids. Lineage: Eukaryota; Metazoa; Chordata; Mammalia; Rodentia; Heteromyidae.
GCCGUGGGGAGCGCCGGCGGGAGGCGGCGGCCGCGGCUCCUCAGCCUGGGGAAGAUGGCGCCGCCGGUGACGGAGCGCGGGCUGAAGAGCGUCGUGUGGCAGAAGGUAAAAUCUGCUGUGUUUGAUGACUGCAAGAAAGAAGGAGAAUGGAAGAUAAUGCUUUUAGAUGAAUUUACCACUAAGCUUUUGGCAUCAUGUUGCAAAAUGACAGAUCUUCUAGAAGAGGGAAUUACUGUUGUGGAGAAUAUUUAUAAGAAUCGAGAACCUGUCAGACAGAUGAAAGCUCUUUAUUUUAUCUCUCCAACGCCAAAAUCUGUAGAUUGCUUCUUACAUGAUUUUGCAAGUAAAUCAGAGAACAAAUAUAAAGCCGCCUAUAUAUACUUCACUGACUUUUGUCCUGAUACUCUCUUUAACAAAAUUAAAACAUCUUGCUCCAAGUCAAUAAGAAGAUGUAAAGAAAUAAAUAUUUCCUUCAUUCCACAUGAAUCUCAGGUAUAUACUCUUGAUGUACCCGAUGCAUUCUAUUACUGUUAUAGUCCAGACCCUGGUAAUGCCAAGGAAAAAGAUGCCCUUAUGGAAGCAAUGGCUGAUCAUAUUGUUACCGUAUGUGCCACUUUGGAUGAAAAUCCUGGAGUAAGAUAUAAAAGUAAACCUCUAGAUAAUGCCUGUAAACUUGCACAGCUGGUUGAAAAAAAACUUGAAGACUAUUACAAAAUUGAUGAAAAGAGCCUAAUAAAGGGUAAAACUCAUUCCCAGCUCUUAAUCAUUGAUCGUGGCUUUGAUCCUGUGUCCACUGUCCUGCAUGAACUGACCUUUCAGGCAAUGGCAUAUGAUCUACUACCAAUUGAGAAUGAUACAUACAAAUAUAAAACUGAUGGGAAGGAAAAGGAAGCAAUCCUUGAAGAAGAAGAUGACCUCUGGGUCAGAAUUAGACAUCGGCAUAUUGCAGUUGUGUUAGAGGAAAUUCCAAAGCUUAUGAAGGAAAUUUCAUCAACAAAGAAAGCCACAGAAGGAAAGACAUCACUUAGUGCUCUUACUCAACUGAUGAAAAAGAUGCCCCAUUUCCGUAAGCAGAUUACUAAGCAAGUUGUCCACCUUAACAUAGCAGAGGAUUGCAUGAAUAAGUUUAAGCUUAAUAUAGAAAAGCUCUGCAAAACUGAACAGGACCUGGCUCUUGGAACUGAUGCAGAAGGACAGAAGGUGAAAGAUGCUAUGCGAGUACUCCUUCCCGUUCUCCUCAACAAAAACCAUGAUAAUUGCGAUAAGAUAAGAGCGAUCCUGCUUUAUAUCUUCAGUAUCAAUGGAACCACAGAAGAAAAUUUGGACAGACUGAUCCAGAAUGUAAAGAUAGAAAGUGAUAGUGACAUGAUUCGUAACUGGAGUUAUCUUGGUGUUCCCAUUGUUCCCCAGUCUCAACAAGGCAAACCAUUAAGAAAGGAUCGAUCUUCAGAAGAAACUUUUCAGCUUUCUCGAUGGACACCUUUUAUCAAAGAUAUUAUGGAGGAUGCCAUUGAUAAUAGAUUAGAUUCAAAAGAAUGGCCAUAUUGUUCCCAGUGUCCAGCAGUAUGGAAUGGUUCUGGAGCUGUAAGUGCUCGCCAGAAACCCAGAACUAAUUAUUUAGAACUAGACCGGAAAAAUGUGUCAAAACUGAUUAUUUUUGUAAUUGGAGGAAUUACAUACUCUGAAAUGCGUUGUGCUUAUGAAGUUACUCAGGCACAUAAAUCCUGUGAAGUUAUUAUUGGUUCAACCCAUAUUUUAACACCCAAAAGGCUGUUGGAUGACAUAAAGAUGUUGAAUAAACCCAAGGAUAAAGUCUCCUUUAUAAAAGAUGAAUAGGUUUUUUUCCCUAGUUUAGAGGUGUUUAUUAAUAUGCUCAACUAAAAUAGAAUUAAGAAAUGUUGCUAUCAUGUAAUUUAAACAGUGUAAAUAUUUUAUGAAAUAGCUUUUCAAGUACAUUUCUUAAGAGACUUUAUGUAUCAUUGGAUUUAUCAUUUCUAAUAAUUAAAUAUUAUUGCUGUUUUAUAGAUGAUAAAUAUAAAGUGCUUUCUAAACAAUUUCUAAAGGAUUUCUCCUUUGAAGCAGAAUGUAUUAGAAUUAUGGGUAAUUUUUCACAGCUACCCCUAUGCAUACUAAUUACCCAUUAAAUACUUAGUCCUCUCAUGUCAAAGUAAAUAAUUUUUUAAAGAACAAUACUAAAUGAAUAGAUUAUGAAAGUAAAACUGUAAAUAUGUAUGAUACAAUUAUUUCCUAUAAGUUUUUUCUUUCAACUUCAAUCCAUAAUUUCUUUUAUGUGUAAAGUAAUUCCAGUUAUUAAUAGGAUAAUUUUACAAUGUAUACUACUUUACUAGUACUCCUAAAGAACAAUUUUAUAAUUAUGUAUAUUUAAAUUACAAAACAAAAUCGUGAACAUU